GCUGAUGGAGCUUCAGUGAGUAAAGCUCCACACUUUCUCAUUACUAGCUUAGCAUCACCGCAGGCCUCGCUUGCUUUUGUUCAACUUCACUGGGUACAGUCUGAAGAUAAAGGACAUGUCUGCCGAAAAGAAGCCCAAAAAGAAGAAGCCCGAGUCGACUCCAGCAGAGACCAACAGCACCGAAGCCAAACCCAAAAAGAGCAAGAGCAAGAAGAGCUUGGAUCUGUCGGCCGAGAGCAGCCCGGUCACUCAGAAUGGAGAGAAGGUGAAGAAGAAGAAACUGGAGAAGGACAAAGAAUCAACAGAGAAGGAGAAGGAAAGCAAAAAGAAAGCAAAAAGUGCCCCAAAGAAGAAGAAGAGUUCUACAGAAGAUGAUGAUGAGGAGGAGGAUGAUGAAGAGACCACUCCUCAGAAGAAGACAAAGAAAAAGACUUCAAAAGCAAGUUCUGAUGGAAAGGAAAAAGAGAAAGAAAAAGACAAGAAGUCCAAAUCAAAAGAUGUCAAAGAGGAUGUAGAUAGUAAAGGAAAAUCUAAAGCCAAGAAAAAGGAACCAGCCUCCAUGUUUCAGAUCAAUGGAGACAAGCCUGAAACCAAGAGUAAAAAGAAAGCAGCUGCCAAAUCUGAGAGUGAAGAUGAGAGCCAACCAGAAACCAAAACCAGCAAGACGAAGAAGAAGAGCAGCUCAACCCCAGCGUGCAUGUUUCAGACAGGAGGGGACAAAGACAAGGACAAAAAGACAAAAAAGACCAAAAGUCCUGCUAAAGCAGAAGAGACUGAAGACUCUGAUUCAGAAGUGACACAGAAAAAGAAAAAGGGCAAAGGGAAAAAAGGCAAAAAGGAGGAGCGAGCACCUUCUCCUCCCAUCGAGUUUGACAAUCUGGAGGAGUUCGUUCUUCAGCCUGCACAACAGGGCGUCACGGUAAGGUGCAAAGUGACCCGUGACAAAAGAGGGAUGGACCGAGGCCUUUACCCAACAUACUACCUGCACCUGGACGACGAGAAGAAAGUGUUUUUGUUAGCGGGAAGAAAGAGGAAAAAAAGCACAACCUCAAACUACUUGAUCUCCAUUGACCCGACCGACCUCUCCAGAGGAGGGGAAAACUUCAUUGGGAAGCUGAGGUCAAAUCUGAUGGGUACUAAGUUCACGGUGUUUGAUAAUGCACUGCAUCCGGACAGAGCUCUGCCGGACAUGUCUAAUGCACGGCAGGAAUUAGCAGCCAUUAUCUAUGAAACAAAUGUUUUGGGUAUGAAAGGACCAAGGCGAAUGAUUGUAAUUAUUCCUGGCAUGAGCAAAGACGGAGAACGAGUCCCAUUACGACCACGUAGUGAAAAUGAUGGCCUCCUCAUUAGACAUCAGAACAGAAAUAUGGAAAACUUGAUAGAGCUGCGCAAUAAGACGCCAGUGUGGAAUGAAGAAACGGCGUCACACGUGUUAAACUUCAGCGGCAGGGUCACACAGGCCUCCAUCAAAAACUUCCAGAUUGUGCAUAACAAAGACCAGGACUAUAUUGUGAUGCAGUUUGGGAGAGUCGCAGACGAUGCCUUCACUCUGGACUACAGGUAUCCUCUGUGUGCCGUGCAAGCCUUUGCCAUCGCCCUCUCUAGCUUUGAUGGCAAAAUCGCCUGCGAGUAAAAGCAUAAACACGUCCUGUUGGUGUCUUUCUGUUAUUUCAUCACACGUUCUCAAUCAGCAUCGGCUCAAUUCACAACAAGACUGAAAUCCAUGAAUCUGUAAAAUAUAGCCACCAUUGCAUGUGAGUUUGCAUUAUUUUACAUGCCAUAGAGAGAUCUGCUGGUAAUAUCCGCUUGGGCUAAAAUCAAGUAAUGGUUGUAGACAGAGUGGGUGAACUGAGAAAGCAUUGAGAUGUUUGAUUUGAGAGUUUGAAAAAUGCGAAUUACCCCGGUGGUGAGGAGGUCACAUUAGACGUGAUGUGUGUUUGAAAAAGGAAAGUUUUAGGUUAUGCAUACAAUGCAAUUAGCAAAAAUGUGUUUUAACAUUGUCUGUUCAACAUUUUAGUAAAUUGGUUUAAAAACUGUUAUCUUAUACUUAUAACAUGAAUAGAAAAUGCACUUUGUUCAUAGGAAUAGUUCACCCAAAGUUGAUCAUUUGCUGAAAAUGCUCAGCCUCAGGCCAUCCAAGAUGUAGAUGAGUUUCUUCAUUGGAGAAAUGUACUGUAGUAAUACAUCACUAGCUCAGCAAUGGAUCCUCUGCAGUGAAUGGGUGCCGUCAGAGUGAGAGACCAAACAACUGAUAAUAGCAUUACAAUAAUCCACAAGUAAUCCACACCACUCCAAUUAAUAACACCAGUGAAAUAAGUCCGCCUCCUGUUGUCCUCUCACAUCAAAAUCCAUCAGCAAAUUUGUUUAGAGCUGUUUUGGCUUGUAAACAGGGCUUGAUCUCUGCAUAUUUCUCUUCUGAUUCAAACAAGAUUACUUUUUCACUAGAGAAAGCAACAUUGUGGAUAGAUGACUCAUAUUUUAGCUGGAAGCAAUGGUUUGAUGUUAAUUGAUGGAUUGGAUUACUUGUGGAUUAUUUUGAUGUUUUCAUCAGCUGUUUGGACUCUCAUUCUGACGGCACCCAUUCACUGCAGAGCAUCCAUUGGUGAGCAAGUGAUGAAAUAUUCCAUUUCUCAAAAUGUUUUCCCAUGAAGAAACAAAAUAAUUUAAGCUGGCCUGAGGGUGAGUACAUUUAUUUUUUAAAUGUAAAAUUUUUGGGUGAACUAUUCCUUCAAAAAAAAUAAAAAAAUAAAAAAUAUAUAUAUUUCUAUGUAUUUUUGCCGUUUGUGCUGUGUUUUGUGUGUGUAACCGUUAAGAAUGCUUAUCUUAGAGCAAGCAAGAAAGUGGUUGUCUGUGCAAGUGUGCCGAAAGCCUAAGAUUAAAGCAAGGUCCAGAUUUAUCAAAGCUGAUAGUAAAUUUCUGAUUGCACAUGCAAUAUCAUUGAAUGAUGUUUGGAGUAUGUCAAACAUCUCAGCCACUCAUGCAGUUUCUUGCUUACUCAAGCAAAGCUGAUCUGGAAUAAUAAGUGUCAUUACAGGAAUAACGUGAACUAUCACCUGAUGCAGAUAUGAUGCACCUGAUGUUUGGUGUUUAAUUGUUUUGUUUUGCCUUGUAUGUGUCAUUGUAGUUUAUGAUUAUUUCUGUAACAUGGAAUGUAUUUGAUAAAAACCCAUAACUGUCUUAAUCUGUGCAGACAAAAGUAAGUAGUCAUGUUCUUCCAUUUUUUAUUAAAUGUUAAUGUUAAUGUAGGAAGGUAAAUGCAAUACUUUGAAAUGAAAUAAGUGUUUGUAAAAAUGUGCUUUAUUUAAGAGUUUCAUUUCUGGGUGUUUGAUGGAUGUGUGCAAACCUUUGCCUUUGGCAGUUCAGGUUGCUACAGUAAAAAAAAAAAAAAAAAAAAAAGUCAACAUGGAAUAAAAACAUACUUCUUGUACGUUC
Carassius gibelio (silver crucian carp) is the source of this 3432-nucleotide messenger RNA. Its product is annotated as tubby-related protein 1-like. Gene Ontology annotation, molecular function: actin filament binding. The record is from RefSeq and is a predicted model, not a curated record. Bases 116 to 1633 code for a protein of 505 amino acids. The transcript is spliced from 13 exons. Gene Ontology annotation, biological process: protein localization to cilium. Gene Ontology annotation, cellular component: cilium. NCBI's taxonomy places the organism in Eukaryota, Metazoa, Chordata, Actinopteri, Cypriniformes, Cyprinidae.